AUGACCUCAUUCGCUCUCCCCGCCAUCGGCCACUCCCCCUCCAACUCCUUCUAUCCUCCCCUUAACACCACUUCGUACAUCUCCAAUGCCUCUUUAGGUAAUUAUGGUGGCACCUACUCUGCUCCUGUUGGAGCUAGCUCUAUCUCAAAUGACAGUUAUAAUUACUGCACCAUGCCGCAUCCUCGUAUAGAACACUAUUCUCUCCCGUCUCCGGUGCAUAAUGGCUCUCUCGAUGCGAGAUUAGUCUAUCUGGAGUAUCUGCAGCGUCAUCAACGGAGGACUCCUUAUAAUAUCCUUCCGGGUGGAGAGAAUCAAGAAUAUCACUGCGAAAACACACAUCCAUUCGUCUACUCUGCCCCAGCCCUGAAUAACACCUCCUCUCUCCCAGUCUAUGCCCAAACCUACUCUGACCCCUUCAAUCCCUUUCUAUCUUCCUAUGUCAAUGGUUCCUGUCAGUAUCCCCAACUCACCGUCGGCGGUCUUCUCGACGGCACUCAGCACGGCCGUGAUCUCCGCGCUGUCUACGGUGACAAGUUAGAUCUUCUCCCUGCUUCUCCGGAUCAGAACAAAGUCUGGUUCAGGUCUAGCUCUUCCGCUCUUACGCAGGGCUCGGCUGGUGCUGUCCUCCGUGGUGUAUUCCCGAAUUACCAGGGUGCGCUUCCAUUGCAUCAGCAGGCUUCGUCGGUGGAUACGGUUGAUCAGGGUUUCUCGUGUCCUGCGCGAGAUUCUGUCCUCUCAUCAAUUCAGUCGACAGAUGAGUGGAACGAACAUCUAUCCGUGACCAAAUCCCUCCGCGACAAUCUAGCCACAAAGUUCGACGCCAACUCUUCCUCCUGGAUGGACACAUUCGACCACUUCAACGAUAACUUCCAAGCUCGUCUCUGCAAUGGCUAUCACCCACCAUGUCGUCUACAAAACCAAUCCGACUGCGUCACAUCAUCCCAAAUUGACGAAGCCUUCCGCGCCGGUGACUGGGAGUGGAAUUACUGGUGGCGCCGGAAUGAGCACGCCACGCGGUACAUCCAGCUCGUCGAGGGCGUGUUUCUGGGCGAGUUGAUUCGAAAGUGGGAGAUUGUCCAGCAAGGCGGGACAGAAGUCGUGUAUAGCCAUAAUUUCAUCCACGAUGGUGAUAUGGGGCCUGUGUUGGGGGCGUUGGGGAUCAGGGCGCUACGAUGGCCGGGGAUGGGGUCGAAUAUUGCGGUUGAGUUAUGGAAAACAUCCGACGAAUUCUACGCCCGUGUUUUAUACAGCGGAAGACCCCUUGAGACCAUCCACGGCACGCUCGACUGGGUUCCGCUGUCCAAGUUGAUUGCUAUUCUGCGUCCUUUUGUGCCAGAGGAUAUUGUUUCUCUAUGCAAUGUCUAGUGUAUAUAAUAUAACUAAUCUAUCUACUCACAACAAUAGCAAUACGUUCCAUCCGAACAACACUGUGGAUAUCGUCCAUGACAGCACACGGCUUGCGAGCAGGGUGAGGAGCAGCGAUAGCAUAUUUCUUCAUUCAAUGCAAGACCAGACUGGCCAAAAGUUCUAGCAGGUGAGAUAUACUCGUCGGAGUGGGUUAUCAUUUUUAUAGCUUCCACUUAGCAGAUGUAUAUAUCAAGUAAGGUAAUUCUCACAGGUAGGGUGAUGAUAUUCAGCGUUUGCUGCGACAGCAAUGGAAAGCAGGAUAUACGCGAGUUUCAUUGUUGAUGUUGAAUGGUCUAGAUAGAAUUGUUUGGGUAAUGGGAUGUUUUAUAGAUUGACCGGUGGUCAGAUGGGGGUGUCAUCCGCAUCCCCGCGUCUGGAUCAUGG
Molecule: messenger RNA, 1791 nt
Organism: Aspergillus wentii DTO 134E9
Lineage: Eukaryota; Fungi; Ascomycota; Eurotiomycetes; Eurotiales; Aspergillaceae
Exons: 4
Coding region: 1-1365 (454 amino acids)
Biological process (GO): dephosphorylation
Molecular function (GO): phosphatase activity
Source: RefSeq, a predicted model, not a curated record